AAGUGCUUACACCAACGUUUUUCACUUUCCUAGACAAUUUGGUUUUCUCGGUCACCGUUUUUUUUUUGUAUUCGCAGUUUAUGCAUCUUUUUCUAUGUUAUGUGUUUGUUUGCAUACAAGGCUGAUUCUUAAUGCUUGGUGAUUUGAGGGUCUUGCUUUCUGAAUUAAGAAAUAGAAUUUUGCAUGUUAUUGUUUGAUUGAGAAGAAUGAUGUAACAUCAUUUCUGCUGCUGAAAGCUGCAAAUUUUGGUUGAAGUUGAAGGUUUCGAUUUUGAUUUGGUUUAAAUUUUUUGCUUGAAUAAAAUGGUUUGGGCGGGGUGGAUUAGUGGAUUUUGAAUUAAGACGAAGGUUCUUUUUCUGGGUUUCGAGGAAUUUUUCUGGAUUUAUUGGUAUGGUAUGAACAACUGUAUAUCCAGCUUCCAUGAACUCAGCAUCGGGAAGUGGGGCAACUCCACAAUAACAUCAACAGGAAAUAAUAAGGUUUAAGUUUUGGUUACGUGGCUUAGUGGCUUUCCUGGUUGCAAAGUAAACAUUGGGACAGCAAUGAGGAAUUGUGACUUACAUGGUAUCGUUGCAGUUGUUACUAUUGAUGUUAUUAUAAGCUUCCUUUCUCUUACUACUUGAGUUUUUCUAUGUUCAUGGUGUGUAAGUCUUUCUCCUGGUCACUAAAUUAGUACAUGACCAUAUUUUUUCUUGAUUUGAGAUAUCUAACGUGUCCCCUCAUGCCUAACAUGUUCCCGAAAACCAAAAUCUGAACAUCUCAAACAAGAAAAUGGAGGAAUGUCCGAUAAUGGGAACACCAUUUUAUAAAAUGAACUUACAUUAAUCUUACAAAUCAGCCUAUAAGGUGAGAUCUUGUCUAGUUAUAUAUUAUGAUUUGGUUAUAUCUCUAGCUGAAGUGGGUUGGAUACAUAGACUAAGGAGAUAGUCAAGUUAUAAGAUGUAGAUGGUUACAAACUUCAUUUCACAAAUAUUUUGUCAAAUUGAAUUAGAUUUGAAGCUCAUCUUCCAAAAAUAGAGAAGAGUAGCGAUGAAUUCAAUAACAAAAUACCAGAAUUGUAGCUUUACAUCUGCUAAUUAGCGUUAUAUUUUCCGUGCGUACAAGUUCAUUUAAUUCUUGUAUGUAUGUGUGAUUUCGCUUCUCCACUUGUUUGGGGCAAAAAUAAGUUUUAUUGUCUUGUUUAUGCGAAUAUUGACAGAUUGCUGCUCUGUUUUACAAGGUUUAUCUGUUAUUAUUGUAAGUGUUGGUAUACUAGUCGGGAGCAGAAGUUUGCCAAGGAAACUGCUUUUAGCUGAUUGAUUUGUCAUAGUAUGGACUUGAAUGAGUUUUCAAGUGUCGGUGUGACUAGUUCGGCAGGAACUCCUUGCACAUCAUCUCAUAUUCCUAUUUCAGCAAUACCCAACAGGUUGCUUGGAUCCUUGAAACACGACAUAGAACACUCUCCUAAUUCGGCCCUUUCUACCCAUUUUGAUUCUGAUACCCUUUCUUCUGCGCUAAGUGACGGCCAGGAACAGCACACCGCUGGGGAAAUUCACUCUGGUGUAAACCCUUUGCAGGAAACCAAUCAUUAUUUGUAUAGGCCAGUCUCAUCUGUGGACCAUCUCCAAGACGGUAAGCAUCUAUCUACUAGAUGCUUUUUUCCACAGGAUAUAGGUUAUGAUCAUGAAACCAGGUAUGCAUUGCUGGAAUUAGAAACUGCUUUGAUGGCACCUGAUGGUGAUGAUCAAGUCACCACAUCAAGCACUUCUUUGGGUGUUAACAGAAGGCCUACAACAUCUGCCCAGAGAAAUAGAUCCUGGAGCCAUGAGGGGCAGCCAAGUGAUGUUGCACGAGUAGGUAAGCGUCACAAAUCAACUGAGGAAGUAUCACUACAAGGAUUCCCAUCAACCAAUUUGAAAGAAUUGCUGAUUGUAUCAGCCAAAGCCUUGUCUGAAAACAACAUGAAAGAUUUUGAUCGACUGAUAGAGAAGGCUAGAAGUGUUGUGUCUAUAACUGGGGAGCCAAUCCAGCGCCUUGGUGCUUAUUUGGUGGAAGGACUUGUUGCAAGGAAGGGGGCAUCAGGGAAUAACAUCUACCGUGCACUUAGAUGCAGAGAACCUGAAGGAAAAGACUUGCUCUCUUACAUUCAGCUACUGUAUGAAAUAUGUCCCUACUUAAAAUUUGGUUACAUGGCUGCCAAUGGCGCCAUUGCUGAAGCUUGUAGAGAUGAGGACCACAUUCAUAUCAUAGACUUUCAGAUUGGUCAGGGAAUUCAAUGGAUGACACUUCUUCAAGCUCUUGCUGCAAGACCUGGUGGAGCUCCUCAUGUACGGAUCACAGGGAUUGAUGACCCCCUUUCUAAAUAUGUUCGUGGUGAUGGAUUAGAAGCCGUUGGAAAAAGGUUGGCUGAAAUAUCUCAGACAUUUAACAUCCCAGUAGAGUUCCACAGUGUGCCUGUUUUAGCUCCAUAUGUGACAAAAGACAUGCUUGACAUUAGGCCUGGUGAAGCUUUGGCUGUGAAUUUCCCUUUGCAACUCCAUCACACGGCUGAUGAGAGUGUGGAUAUGAAUAAUCCAAGGGAUGGACUUUUGAGAUUGGUUUAUAGAAACCUUGGAUUACUACUUGGCAAUUUUUGAGUCCAUUGAUGUGUCUCUUGCAAGAAAGAGCAAGGAUCGGAUUAAUGUGGAACAACAUUGUCUGGCACGGGAUAUUGUCAAUAUUGUUGCUUGUGAAGGGAAGGAAAGGGUAGAGAGACAUGAACUAUUAGGUAAGUGGAAGUCUAGGUUCACAAUGGCUGGAUUUUCUCAAUAUCCUUUGAGUUCAUACGUUAAUUCUGUCAUAAGGAGCCUGCUUAGGUGCUAUUCAGAACAUUAUAAUCUUGUGGAGAAGGAUGGGGCCAUGUUGUUGGGAUGGAAGGACAGAAAUUUGAUUUCAGCUUCAGCAUGGCAUUGAUUACAUGCAGAGAGGGAAUAUUGUACUUGGGGUAGAAAUAUGUUGCUGACAGAUGUUUAAGUUGAUUUCCAGGGCCAUGUGUCCCUUAUCAUUGUUUUAAAGGUCAUUGUUCCAUAAAUUACUAUAUGGAGUUUCAUAUCUUAGUGAUGCUAUAACAAUUCUUUUAUGGAAUA
Messenger RNA from Vigna angularis (adzuki bean), 3104 nucleotides. RefSeq names its product chitin-inducible gibberellin-responsive protein 1. Gene Ontology annotation, biological process: regulation of DNA-templated transcription. The transcript is spliced from 2 exons. Lineage: Eukaryota; Viridiplantae; Streptophyta; Magnoliopsida; Fabales; Fabaceae. The record is from RefSeq and is a predicted model, not a curated record. Gene Ontology annotation, cellular component: nucleus. Gene Ontology annotation, molecular function: sequence-specific DNA binding; DNA-binding transcription factor activity. The coding region runs from base 1311 to 2615 and encodes 434 amino acids.